Molecule: messenger RNA, 1170 nt
Organism: Coregonus clupeaformis (lake whitefish)
Lineage: Eukaryota; Metazoa; Chordata; Actinopteri; Salmoniformes; Salmonidae
Exons: 7
Coding region: 149-1087 (312 amino acids)
Molecular function (GO): dioxygenase activity
Source: RefSeq, a predicted model, not a curated record
CCCGUUUCGUUCCAUUUGUUUUCGUUUAAAAAAGUUUUUCAACAGAAUUGGCAUAAGGAAUACACUCCCGGCGACCCCACUGUCUGGGUGCAAUCAUAUCCUACUCACUGGUUCAUUGUUUAGCCAGAUCAUUGUCCCAAUUUCCAACAUGAAGAUACCAGUAGUUGAUUUCGGAGCAUACAAAUUAGGGGAGAACGAUGUUUCUGGCGAGCAGUUAGAGAUCCUGAGCAGGCAGUUGAAAACGGCUUUUACUGAAGUGGGAUUUGUUUAUUUGAAGAAUACUGGGAUAGUGCAACAAGAGGUGGACGGUGUUAUGAACAUAUCCAAGAAAUUCUUUCUGCAACCAGACGAAAUGAAACUGCCUUUCAGCAGGAAAAGCUUCGCAAAUAAUCCUAACCAUGGCUGGGUGUCUUCAGAGACUGAGAGUUUAAAUCCCAAGAGACCAGGAGACCUAAAGGAAGCCUUCAACACUGCAUCCCUUCAUCCAGUCAUAAAAUGGCCAUCGUGGGAAGGAGUGAGUGGAUUCUGUGAGAUCCAGUCGUCGUUCUUCCUGCGCUGUAAGGACCUGAGUCUCCGGGUGCUCCAUGUGAUGGCCUACAGUCUGGGCCUGGAGGCUGAGGUCUUCCUGAGUGUACACAGACACAUAGGGAGUGAUGAGAACGGCAGUACCCUGAGGUCUCUGUAUUACCCCCCGGUGAGGAGUGACAGGGUAAAGGAGGGCCAGCUGCGCUGUGGAGAACACUCUGACUACGGCAGCAUCACCCUGGUCUUCCAGAGCCAAGAGGGUGGCCUGCAGGUGCGUACCAGGUCAGGGGAGUUCAUCUCUGCUCCCAGCAUCCCUGGGACAGUACUGAUCAACAUAGCUGACCUGAUGCAGAGGUGGACCAGUGAUGUUUUCCUCUCAGCGGUCCAUAGGGUUUUGCUGCCCCCUGCUGGAGACUCGAGCACACGGCAGUCCCUGGCUUUCUUUGUGCAGCCGGACGAUGAAGCCCUCAUCACCUGUUGUGACGGGUCCAACAAAUAUCCCCCUGUGAAGGCAGGGGCAUAUCUCAUUGAACGCUUCAAUGAUUCUUAUGGGAGGAAGUGAGCAUUAUCUAUCUAGCAUUAAUUAUUUUAUGUUAGGGAAAAAGUAUGUCAGUAAUGAGAGAAUAAAUAAGUCAAGUACAACCA